UCUGCAAAAAUUGCAAAUGUAAACGGGCCUUAAGGCGAAAAAAACGGGACGUGUUACGACAAGGUCUGGUCCAGUAUUACCGCGUCGUUUCAAUGCACGGGUAUUGUUUGUAGAUAAUCUCAAGCUCUAUUCAAAAGUGAUUAUUAUUGUUAUAUAAAACAAURCCUCAACACUGAUAGGCCAUAGUCUCCAACAACUAAGACAGCAACUUGAAGUAAACAAAGACAAUUAGGGAGAUUGAGAACCAAAUAAAAUACUAGAGCUGCGAAUCGACACGCGAAGUUUGUGUCGUUGCUAUGAUCAAAGCAAAACUACAGCAAACUUUCUUGGCAUUUUUUUUCGGAUUUCUUUGAGUUCAUAAGUCAUUAGUUGAUAWUUGGAGGUGACGCAAAUACCGUGUAGCUGUCCGAUAAUUACUGGAUGUUUUUAAUAAUGAAGCAUUAGUAUCUAACAAUGGCGACUACUACUGUUAGAGUAACUUUUAGUCAUGACAGCACAGAAGCAGCAACAACAACUGAUAAACGUCCAGCGACCAGUUUCACGAGAAGGAGAACAGUUUCAAAAAAAUCAAGUUCGUUGUUAAGUGAGGCCUGGCAUAGUGAUGCCAAGAAAAAACAGAUACCGGGGACUCGACGAUUGUCUAAUAUCGGCCGCGAUCAUUUCCUUCGCUCUUUUGGUAGAGACACCCUACACGGCUAUCAAGGUAUAGAUGGCAUCMUGCCUGAGAAAACCGACGAUCUUUCUUCGAUAGCAAACGUGUUUGAAUCCGCCACACAAGAGAAAAAUCAGUCUGAAAACCWGGAUAGUUCAAAACAGAGUGAUGGCGUAGACAAAGGRCUUAUCCGCGCCUCAAGUGCUAAGACAGGUACGAGGUCUGAUUCCGAAUGGCUUUACCGUAAUGUACUAGCAGACCGAGGAAAAGAUUAUUCGRCCWGUGAUGGUAACCUUAAUGUUGAAAGUUUGAAAGAAAAGAUCAGAAGUCAGUCUGCUAAGAGACGAAUACGACGAAUUAUGCUGGUAGACAAAGGAAAAGAAGAAGCAGCAACAAAAGCCAAAAAAGAUCAACAAACUACUAAAAAGAGRACUCUCAAAGGUACAACGUUAUCGCUGUUGGCCUUCAAGACAACUACAGGGACAUUUGAUAUGUUUAUAGARAAAAAGAAAUGGCUGGCAGAAACACGAAUAAGGAGAGCAAAACUGGCAAAACAGAAGUUUUACAAAGCAGCCAUCGUUGUACAAACUUUGUGUAAAUUCCUUAAAGCCCUCAAGAGCUUCUCCACUCAUCAAACCCCAAUGACUGCAGCACAAAAGUCAUGGCAUGCUUUAAAACACACAUCAGAAGCCAAAGAAAUAUUGUUCAACAUGACAAUCUUUCAGAAGGGAAAAUCGCAAUAUGCUUAUGUUCCCGAAUGGGCAAAGAGUAUCCUUGCUAAGCCACCCAUGGAACGAAGUGACAUGGAUCUUAGUCAGCUCCAUGCUGUACUCAAAGGGCUGCAAAGUUAUGACAAAUUUACCUACAGAAUUCAGAUGGCAAUGUGUCGCGCCAUGACUUAUCAAAGAUUUGAACAUGGGCGUACAAUACUUCGUAAAGGGCACGAGGGGCUAGCUUUCUAUUUCGUGUUUUCCGGUUCAGCCUUUGUUAAUGUCGAGGAGCUCCUAGUACGUUCAGGUCAUGUGGUAUGGCAUACAGCGGUGGUGUUACAUCGUGGAGACAGCUUUGGGGAGCUUGCGUUGUUGCGUAAAAUAAAGCGUACCGCAUCAGUAGUCGUACGUGAGGAUAUCGAACUACUAGUGGUUGACCGUGACGUGUUUGCCAUCACGUGCCCGAAGAUUUACGACAAGGAAUUGGGAGAUAAGAUUACGUUUUGCAAGAAUUUGAAGAUCUUUCAAUACUGGACUGAUGAAAUGCUCAGAAACAUUUGUUUUGAGGCGCAGAUUCAGGAUUGGAAAUCAAACAAGAUCAUAGUCAAGGAUAGCAGCAAGGAUACGGAGUGGAUUUACAUCUGCAUGCAGGGCAAGUGUUCAGUCAUCAAAGCUCUCGAGCUUCGCUGUCCACCGCGAUUAUUUGAGCCGAAAAAAAUAACUUUCGAAGAGUCUUUCCUGUUUUUUGGACGAGGAAGUCGAGCGUCUGCCUCCUCGUCCAGUGGCUGGAAAAAAGAGCUCGAACAGAGCUUUAAGCAACCUUACAAUUUUGCUAAUAAAGACAAGACCGUCGACGAACGCCAGGAAUCCGAGCCUGAAGAAAUCGAGAGUGAAACCGAUAGCGAAACCGAAAGCGAAUCAGAAGCUGCAUUAAAGAGAGUCAAAAAUAUAAGAAUAAAUCCUGGUCGGCAAAGCAUUGUCGCAAAGGAACGUAUGAUAAAAGUGAUGGACUUAUCAUACUCGGAGAUGCCACAUGCCAAGGGGAACUCUAAUUAUUGUGAAGUGGAUGACGACGAGAAGCCGCUGGUCAACAGCCAAGAAGCCAAAAAUGAACUAGACCAGUCUCAAAUUGUGCUUGAAAAACGCAUGGAGUUGAAUUCUUUAACUCUAUUGGACCUGAUGCGACUGACAAACGAAUCUGGAAGAUUGAAUAAGGACAUUGUUUUUCUAGAUAUUGCAAGACUGCAAUCUGGAGACAUCUUUGAUCUUAGCGAGGUUCUCAUGCCAACAGGACGAAAGCUUAUGUUAAUCAGCAACGGCGCGAUUUUAUUACGAAUAAAGAGGGCAGAUUAUAUGCGAUAUUCAAGUAAGACUACCAUCGAGUGUGCUAGAGAUAUUGCCUUACAUACACAAUAUCCUUCAGAUGAAAUGAUAUAUCGAUCGUACAAUGAACGUUGUGCAUGGGACAACAUUAAAAGAAAACAGCUUUAUUCGAGCAUGCAAGAAGUGCAGGAUACCUGUGUACGUCAUGACCGUGCAGUAGAACUGGGUGCUACAUUCAACCGCAAACCUCUCAGGAGUGUUAGAGGCAUCGCGAGGAAAGAACAAGAAGAAAAGUUGAAGUUAGCAGAGCUUGAUGAGUAUUUGGAGUUUAUCUACGGUCCUAAUAAAGCUGAAUGAAAAACAGUUACAGUUUAAAACUGAAU
Molecule: messenger RNA, 3068 nt
Organism: Exaiptasia diaphana
Lineage: Eukaryota; Metazoa; Cnidaria; Anthozoa; Actiniaria; Aiptasiidae
Exons: 11
Coding region: 454-3042 (862 amino acids)
Source: RefSeq, a predicted model, not a curated record